AUGGUCCACAUUUUCAUUCCUCGGAGAAUCAGAAAGAUAAGUGAUUGGAAGGAGUACAGUGUACACAAAUCAGACGUGUGGUGUAGAACCCAGUAUCUUUGCGAAUCCCUUGUACUGUACAAGCUGCACCGUAUUUUACUUUUCACUUUGUUUCCUACCAGGAUGGAGUGUUGUUUGCAUCAACCUGUGGACUUUCACAGUAUUCAUGAAGUCAUCAGUUAUUUGCCAUCACCAUUACCAGUGAAACACUAUGAUCCUGACACAACCGAACCAAUUAGCUUUAGCCUUCAGACUUUGGAUGAGCUGUUGGCGUGGAAACAAACUGAGGUGAAGCACUUUAAUAUUGCAGUAGUUCCUCUGGCACCGAGACAACCUCCACUGUCCAGUUGCCUACAUCGCACUUUGGUAUCUCAUGACAUGAUGGGCGGAUACUUAGAUGACAGGUUUGUUCAAGGUACAGCUGCCGAAGCUCCAUAUGCCUUCUACCACUGGCAGUACAUUGAUAUUUUCAACUACUUCACACACAACUUGGUGAGCAUUCCCCCUGCAGUCUGGACCAAUGCAGCACAUAAACAUGGAGUUCUUGUUCUUGGAACAUUCAUCACAGAAUGGACAGAUGGAGCAGCGACAUGUGAGGCCUUCCUUAACGAAGAGCGGUAUCGUGAAGUAGCUGAUAAGCUAGUUCAAUUGAGUUAUUACUAUGGCUUUGAUGGCUGGCUCAUCAAUAUAGAGAACACACUCAGUGACACUGCUGUGAAGACAACACCCUUGUUUCUGCGCUAUCUGACAAAUCAGAUGCAUCAACAAGUCCCUGGCAGCAUGGUGCUUUGGUAUGACAGUGUAAUUGAGAAUGGGGAGCUAAAAUGGCAGAAUGAAUUAAACCAGACCAACAGGGUUUUUUUCGACGCAUGUGAUGGUUUCUUCACCAACUACAACUGGACAUCACAAAACCUUGAAUGGAUGGCUGAUUACAGUCACGCCAAUGGGCGCAAGGCUGAUAUCUACGUAGGGGUGGAUGUUUUUGCCCGUGGUGAGGUAGUAGGAGGAAUGUUUGAAACCCAUAAGGCGCUGGAAAUCAUCCGAAAGUACAACUUUUCUGCUGCAAUCUUUGCUCCCGGUUGGGUGUAUGAGACCAAAGAAAAGACCGAACUUCGUCAUAACCAGGAUAAAUUCUGGGCUCUUCUGAAAAACUACCUGUACAUUCAUCGCCCAGCUAUGUCGCUCCCCUUCGUUUCUUCCUUUUGUCAGGGAUUCGGGAAUGCUGUCUAUUGGAAAGGAAAGCAUGAAACAAAGAAGAAUUGGUUCAACCUUACUGCCCAGGAAAUCCAGCCAUGGUACUACCACGAGCAAUUAGAGGGUCGUGGUUGGAUACAGAGCCGUGCUUGCUCAGAGGAUGCCUGGAAUGGAGGAUGUUCACUCCUCAUAGAUGGUCUCAUCCCUGCGAUACGCACUUCUCCUGUCUGUGCUAAGAUCUUCUCCAUACACGUGCCUCUGUCUGAGGCACUAGUCAGCUUCGUAUACAAGUCAUCUUCUCAGGUCACAAUUUCGCUGGAGCUCAAAAUAUCUGAUGCUGGUCUUGGCGAAGACAUGCAUAGCCAGGACAUCAAAUUAAGAAGUGUGUCUCCAGUUCUACUCCAUGAAGAUGAAUUAAUUCAGCAGUUUCCCCAUCUAAAGGAAAAUAAGAAUACAACUUGGACCGUCAGGUAUUCUAAAUUGGAUCUGCAAGGUUGUAUUCUUAGAGAAAUUGGUGUUAACAUCCAGCUGGUUGGAGAGCCUAGUGACACAACCUUCAGCUGCAGGAUGGGAGAAAUAAUGUUCCUGGAUACAGCCAGUCUACACGCGGCCCCUGAGUGUGUCCAAGAGUUUUCUAUUUACGACAUCGUGUGGCUGCGUGGUGCUGGUGCAUCUUCCCAUUCUACUUCCUGCUGUUUGUAUCUCAAUGCAACGUUACAAUGGAAGUACCCGACCAAGCUUGUACGCCAUUUUAAGGUGUACUGCCGCCAGCUGAAAGCUCCAAAUAGUCAAAUCCCCGAAGACGAACUGGUUGCGGUGGGCCGAGCAUAUUCUCAACUUUAUAGAAUAACCGAGCUCCCGGUGCCUGAACCGCCGGGCCAGCUGGAACUUCUGGUGGAACCAGUAACUUGGAAUGGAUUCCAACUCCCAAUGAGGUGUUGGGGGAGAAGAAGUGUCAAUUACACUGAGACUUAA
Molecule: messenger RNA, 2208 nt
Organism: Nerophis lumbriciformis (worm pipefish)
Lineage: Eukaryota; Metazoa; Chordata; Actinopteri; Syngnathiformes; Syngnathidae
Source: RefSeq, a predicted model, not a curated record